CUGUCGCGAAGACGCGCGUGCGCGGACGGAACCGUUAGAAAAAUGGAUGAAUAUCAGAGCGGAGAGGAGACUGCCUUUAUUGUUGAUGAAAUUAGUGGCAUUAUUAAAGAGUCAAUUGAGGCUGCAAUUGGUGGAAAUGCAUAUCAGCCUAGCAGAGUUAAUCAGUGGACGACAAGUUUAGUAGAACUGUGUCUGAGUCAGCUUACGAAGCUGGGGAAACCUUUUAAGUAUAUUGUAACCACUGUGAUAAUGCAGAAGAAUGGAGCUGGUCUGCACACAGCUAGUUCCUGUUUCUGGGACAAUAAUGCUGAUGGAAGCUGCACUGUGAGAUGGGAGAAUAAGACCAUGUUUUGUAUAGUCAGUGUCUUUGGGCUGUGCAUCUGAAGCCUAGACCGCUGCCAGACUUCAUCCUCAAAUAACAUGGUUUUCAAGUAAAAGAUGUACUUGUGCAACACUUGAUUGUUGCCUUAAUGAUUACAUAAUAUCUUUAAACUACAGUCAGCAUAUGUUGUUUUACUAUUUCAACUUUGGUAUUGCAUUUUAGUGCGAAAUUUUAUAGUUUUAACAUAGCAUUGGUUUAAUCUAUGCUGCCAAGAAAAGUAAACAAAUGGAACUUACACUAGUGUUUUCAUGUAAAGUUGCUUCAGUGUUGAGGUUUUUAAAUAAAUGUGAAAUGUUUAAUUCA
Carcharodon carcharias (great white shark) is the source of this 685-nucleotide messenger RNA. RefSeq names its product dynein light chain Tctex-type 1-like. NCBI's taxonomy places the organism in Eukaryota, Metazoa, Chordata, Chondrichthyes, Lamniformes, Lamnidae. The transcript has 5 exons. Gene Ontology annotation, molecular function: dynein intermediate chain binding. The record is from RefSeq and is a predicted model, not a curated record. Gene Ontology annotation, biological process: microtubule-based movement. Bases 43 to 384 code for a protein of 113 amino acids. Gene Ontology annotation, cellular component: cytoplasm; cytoplasmic dynein complex.